UCCAUCAUUCUUUCUACCAUUCCUGAAUAAUUCAUCCCCACAAAAUAACCUGCAACCAUGAAGCAGCUAGCAUUUAUUUCUUUUAUUUUCCUCUUCAGUUGUGCUAUAUCCAGAGAUCUGAAAAGAUCUGCUAGAGAUGCAGAACACAAGAGUGAGAUUGUUCACCGUUACAACGAUUUAAAGGAAGAGGAUUUUACAGAAGCUACCCUGAUCACUUUUGCUCAGUAUCUGUACAAGUGCCCUUAUGAAGAGGUAGCUAAACGGGUGAAGACUGUUGUGGAUCUUGCACAGAAGUGUGUUGCCAGUGAGGAGGACCCAGAGUGUUUGAAACCAGUGCCUAUUAUCAUCCUGGAUGAGAUCUGCAAAAUAGAUGAGCUUGCUGAAGCAUACGGUGCAAUGGCCAACUGUUGUAAUAAAACAGAUCCUGAAAGAAAUGAGUGUUUCCUGUCCUUUAGACAUUCUGCUUCAGAGCACCUUCCUCUAUACCAAAGACCAGAGGCUGAAGUUAUGUGCAAGAAAUUCCAAGAUGACAAAAAAUCAUUUAUGGCACAUCACAUGUAUGAGGUUGCAAGACGGCAUCGUUUUCUUUAUGGCCCCACACUCCUUGCUCUGGGUUUGGAAGUUGAGCAUACAAUUGAACACUGUUGCAAAGAGACCAACAGUAGUGUUUGCUUGGAUGAAAAGCUCCCUUUGAUAAAAAAAAAAGUCCUCAUGGUGAGCAAGAAGAACACCUACUUUUGUGAAAUCCUGAAGAAAUUUGGAGAAAGAACUUUCAAGGGAAAUAUUUUUGCUACAUUUGGCCAGAAAUUUCCUAAGGCGCCAUUUUCAGAAAUUCAGAAAAUUGCAAGCGAUGUCCUGCAUGUUCACAUGGAGUGCUGUGCUGGUGAUAUGAUAGAAUGUACAGAUGACAGGCUAGAAGUUACGAACUAUAUCUGUUCUAAACAAGACAUCUUCUCCAGUAAAAUAAAAGAUUGUUGUGAGAAAUCAGUGGUGGAACGAAGUGAGUGUAUUGUUAGGGCAGAGUUUGAUGAUACACCUGAAGGCUUGCCCUCACUAGCUGAUAAGUACAUGAACAACAAGGAGUUGUGCAAACCCUUUACGGAACAUCCAGAGGUCUUCAUGGAAGAAUUUCUUUAUGACUAUUCAAGAAGGCACCGCGAGUUCUCUUCUCUCAUGCUUUUGCGGAUUACUGAUGGAUUCCAAUCCAUCCUGGAAGAGUGCUGCAAAAAAGAGAAUGCUGCUGAAUGUUACAGUCACGCAGAAGAGAAACUCAAGAGUUAUAUCCAGGAGACUCAAGACCUAGUAAAGAAAAACUGUGAUUUCCUGGCCAGCUCGGGAGAAGCUGAAUUCCUAAAAUUACUUGUCAUCCGCUACACUCGGAAAAUGCCUCAGGCAUCAACUGAAACAUUGAUUGAAGUCUCAAAGGAAAUGGCAGAUAUUGGCAGCAAAUGCUGCCAGGAACCUGAAGUUAAACACAUAUCUUGUAUAGAAAGACGGCUGGGCAUGGUGAUUCAGGAUAUGUGUCAGAGGCAGGAAGCUACACCUGUAAAUGAAAAAGUUGCACACUGCUGUAAUGACGCCUAUGAAAACAGAAGACCAUGUUUUACCAAGUUGGGAGCGGAUGAAAGCUACAAUUCCACUAAAUUUGAGCCUGCAAUGUUCACCUUCCAUGAAGAUUUAUGCACUGCCCCUGUUGAAACGCAGAGAAUGAAAAAGCUAACAAUGCUGGUCAAUCUCAUUAAACUGAAGACCACUGCAGCAGAUGAACAACUACAGAAAGUCAUCACAGAUUUUACUGACAUGGUACAAAAGUGCUGCAAAGAAGUACCACAUGAGACAUGCUUUGCCACAGAGGGUGCAAAACUGAUAGACGAAGUGAAAACCAUGUUAGAAAUUGUGGGAGUCUAAAGCAUUUCAGGGUCACCAAUGGAGAAAGAUGAAAUUAGUCUGUGAAAGUUCUCUUGUACUUUGCUUCUCUGACCAGACACUGACAUAUGGUUUAGAAUGCUGUUUUAAAAAACACUCAACAUUUAUGAACCACAGAUACUUCAGAAACUUCAGUUGUUAAGAAUAAAAAAAGCAUUUGGAAAAAAAC
Molecule: messenger RNA, 2095 nt
Organism: Pelodiscus sinensis (Chinese soft-shelled turtle)
Lineage: Eukaryota; Metazoa; Chordata; Testudines; Trionychidae
Product: albumin
Biological process (GO): transport
Cellular component (GO): blood microparticle; cytoplasm
Molecular function (GO): small molecule binding
Source: RefSeq, a predicted model, not a curated record